UGCAGGAGAGAGCGCUGAGGUUCUACUAAGCAUGCGCGACCGCACGGACAGCCGCUGCCGAGGUGGAAGAACCGGACAUGAGAAGUCUCGAAAAGUGGAGAAAGGAUGGGCUGGAUUUGCACCUUUCGUGUCUGGCCGGCCUACUCCGGUCGCCUACGGUGGCCAUCUCGCUCUCCGUACAGCGCACGACGCAAGAUGGCGGGCACGAUCCACAAUGGCCGCUCCCACCAAUACGCAGCAAAAUCGUCGCGGCGGAGUUAGCCAGCGGUAAUUCUAGCCGGGGCCGGAGUGAGGGUUUGUGGCUUGAUCGCUCACUCCAAAGUGCUACUCAAUCUGAGUAAUGGCUCUGGACACGGGCCAGCACACCAGGUGAACGGAAGCGGAAGUGGCGUAUUGAGGAUUGGGUUCCCACGGCGUAAGGUCACAGAUUCGCGGUCGAGGUCCUGUGAGGUUUCUGCAGGCUCCUUUCAGAGUCCCUCGUUGUGGGAAUUCCUCGACCUGAGCUGCGGUUUGCGGUGGGUGCUCGUAGGAAGGUGCUUGUUUAAGGCGGUUUGGAGGCUGUCGGAGUCUUCGGCUGGCAUCAGUGUUUAGGACGAGAGACCAUUCCUGCUGACAGUGACAGUAGGUUCCCCGCCCUAGGUAGGGCUUGAACUCACAACCCGGGACCCUGAGAUCAAGCGUGGCAUGCUCUACUGACUGAGUCAGCCAGGCGCCACCUAGACGACAUAAAUAUUAAGUCCAUAACAGAUGCUGCCUUCCCAGCAUGAGGCACUUCCUAUAAAGGAAAAAAAGGAGAUCUCGAGUCUAGAAAUUCAUCCUUACUGAGGAUACUCUUGACACCGGAGACACCUGAAUGCUGAAAAUGACCAAGUCCCAGGGCUUAUUGUCAUUCAGUGAUGUGGCUGUGGAUUUCACCUGCGAAGAAUGGGAGCUACUGGAUCCUGUUCAGAAGAACCUCUACCGGGACGUGAUGUUGGAAAAUUACAGCAACCUAAUGUCAUUGGGUUAUCACGCUCCCUGGCCAGAAGCAACGGUUCCUGUGGAGAAAGGAGUGCAAGGACUGGUAGAGAGAGAAUUCCCAAGUUCGUGUAGUCCAGAAAGACCCCUUCAGUGUUUCUCAAGAGGAAUACGUUUGAAACGAUAUUCAGAUUCAAAACUUCAGAAUAAAAAUUCUGCAGAAAUGAAUUCCAGUGAAUUAAGUGGCCAUGGGAAAUCAUUUUUCCAUACUCCACAUGAAACCUGCCAUACUUCAGCCCAGUACAGUGAACAUAAUUUCUGUGUGAAGACUUUCAGCACGGUGAAAAAUGUCAAAAGACAUCACAGAAUUCACACAGAAGGAAAACCUUAUGAAUGCAGUGAAUGUCCCAGAUCCUUCAGGUAUAAGUCAAAGCUCAUAAUACACCAGAGAACUCAUACAGGAGAGAAGCCGUACAGAUGCCCUGAAUGUCAGAAAGCUUUCAGUACAAAAUGUCAUCUUACUCUGCACCAGAGAACUCAUACAGGAGAGAAACCGUAUGGAUGUUUUGAGUGUCCAAAGUCUUUCAGAACAAAGUAUCAUCUCAUUUUACACCACAGGACUCACACAGGAGAGAAACCCUAUGAAUGCAAAGAGUGUGGCAAAGCCUACAGAGAGAAGACAAAGCUCAGGUUGCAUUACCGCACACACACAGGAGAGAAACCUUUUGAGUGUAGUGACUGUGGGAAAGGUUUCAUGCAGAAGUCAAACCUACUUAUCCAUCAAAGAACUCAUACAGGAGACAGACCCUAUGCAUGUAAAGAAUGUGAAAAGACCUUCUGCAGUAAGUCUCAGCUUGUUGUUCACCAGCGAACUCACACACGAGAAAAAUCGUACGAAUGCAAGGAAUGUGGGAAAGCCUUCAGUAAAAACUCACAUCUCCUGACGCAUCAGAGAAUUCAUAUAGGAGAGAAGCCUUAUGAAUGCAAUGAGUGUGGAAAAGCUUUCGUACACACAUCACAGCUCAUUGUACAUCAGAGAAAUCAUACGGGAAGAAAACCUUAUGAGUGUAAGGAAUGUGGGAAAGCCUUCAAUAAAAAGUCACACUUCGUAACACAUCAGAGAAUCCAUACGGGAGAGAAGCCUUAUGAAUGCAGUGAAUGUGGAAAAGCAUUUAUAGACAACUCCCAGCUUAUCGUUCAUCGAAGAACUCACACAGGAGAGAAACCUUAUGAGUGCAAGGAAUGUGGGAAAGCCUUUAAUAAAAAGUCAUCCCUCAUAACACAUCAGAGAAUUCAUACAGGAGAGAAGCCUUAUGAAUGCAGUGAGUGUGGAAAAGCCUUCAUAGACAAGUCACAUCUCAUUGUCCAUCAGCGAACUCAUACAGGAGAGAAACCCUAUGAAUGCGGUGAGUGUGGAAAAGCUUUCAUGCGAAAGGCAAUGCUCAUUGUCCAUCACAGAACGCAUACAGGAGAGAAACCCUUUGUAUGUCUCGAAUGCCAGAAAGCCUUUAGCAGUAUGGCAAUGCUCAGUAGACAUCAGUUGAUUCACACAGGAGAGAAACCCCAUGGAUGCAAUGAAUGUGGAAAAGCUUUCCGCCAAAAAAGCCAUCUUAUUAUCCAUCAACGGUGUCAUACUGGAGAGAAACCCUAUGGGUGUGUUCCAUGUGGUCAGAUCUUCAACCAGAAGUCACAGCUCAUCAGACAUCAGAGACGCCACACAGGAGAGAAACCAUAUCAGUGCACUCAAUGUGGGAAAGCCUUUUUUGAGAAAUCAUACCUCAGUGUUCAUCAGAGAAGUCACGUGGGACAGAAACCUUAUCACUGUAAUGAGUGUGGGAAAACAUUCUCUGUCAAGUUCUUUCUCACUUCACAUGAGGAAAUUCACACAGGAAAGAAAUCUCGGGAACACAGCGCUGGAAAGACUUUAGUGAAGGGCCAGAUCUCACGGCAUACAAAAGAAUCCACACAAAGGACACCCUCUGAAUGCAGGGAACGUUAGGAUAAUUUUGGUCUUUGUCAGUUCCAGAAAACUUAUCCAGGAGGGACCUUUUAAAUGCAGUGAAUAUAGGAAAACCAUCUACCACCAGUGUAGCCUAAUUUCCUUAGGGAAAGGCCUACAAAUGAGGUGAAAAGUCAACAUCUGUUCUCGAGAAGAGAAAUCCCAUUAUACGUCACACAGAAAUAAAACUUGGCCGCAACAGAUGUGUUUGAGGGGUCAUCAUAUAAUAGUUUUCACUGAGGGGGAAGAAAAAAACUCGUAAAUGUUGGGAAUCCUGGAACACCUUCCAAACAAAUGAGCUUUCACACCAAAGAAGAUAGCUGACUGAAGACUUGUGAUAAGAGAUGCCUCUGGCAUGAAGUCCAAAACUUACUGUGCAUCAGAUAAUACUUAUUAAGGAGAGUUAGUGUCAUGUAAUGACACUGGGCCAGUUGCUUACAUAUAAACUUUAUAAUAGAAAUUCUGUUCCUGUCACAUUACCAUUUAUUUAUAAAAAAUACAACAUGAAGUAGUCAAGAAGAGCAAAUAACUGCAGUAUGCUAAAAGACAGUUUUGUUUCAUGUUUGAAUAUAUGGAAUAGUCAAAGCAGUAAUUUAAGAAAGGUCCAAGAUGUAUGUGAUUUUGUGUCCAGAGGAUUUUUGUAGCACAUGUAUGUCCUGAGUUUCAGGUUUCAUAAGAUCAUGAAAGAAAAUCGUAUACCAUAAAAUUCUUGUUUGUAGGUGUAGAAUCCAUCAAGAAAUGCCAGCAUUGUAAAUUUUUGUAUAUCUUAUAAAUUGCAAGGGAAGUAAUUAGGCUUAAAACUAAACAAGACUUAAAAAAAAAAAAAACUUGGCUGGUAUGUGUAAACGGAUCUGGUAAUACUUUUUAGCCAUUUGGGAUAAUAUUCUUUUUUAACACAAAUUGUCUUCUGCCACUCUGAUUUAAUUGAUUUAAAUAUAUCAAUACGUGUGGUGUAAAAGUUAAAUAAGUCUAUAGAAUAAACAAGGUCCCUUUUCACCAUUUCCC
Molecule: messenger RNA, 3961 nt
Organism: Herpailurus yagouaroundi (jaguarundi)
Lineage: Eukaryota; Metazoa; Chordata; Mammalia; Carnivora; Felidae
Product: zinc finger protein 268-like
Exons: 6
Coding region: 854-2956 (700 amino acids)
Biological process (GO): regulation of transcription by RNA polymerase II
Cellular component (GO): nucleus
Molecular function (GO): DNA-binding transcription activator activity, RNA polymerase II-specific; RNA polymerase II cis-regulatory region sequence-specific DNA binding
Source: RefSeq, a predicted model, not a curated record